Molecule: messenger RNA, 303 nt
Organism: Rangifer tarandus platyrhynchus (Svalbard reindeer)
Lineage: Eukaryota; Metazoa; Chordata; Mammalia; Artiodactyla; Cervidae
Source: the annotation of a GenBank genome assembly
AUGAGGCUCAUUGACCAAACACUGUCCCCCGCGUGUCCCCCUUAUUCACGUCUCAGCCCUUCCUCUGUUCGGAGUCACGUUUGCUUCCUCUGCCACCAGCCACUCUUUUCCGCACUGUUUUACUUGAAACACUAUAUUGUGGCAGAGGGCACUCUAGGAUACCUGGUGGAAGGUAUUAAUUUUAUUCUGAAUUUAAAAUAUUUUCAAUUGUCCAUGGGGUUGUGUUGCCCUCUCUGCCCUGGAGCCCAGUUUAGCACUGUCUUCUGCUGUAUUGUUCCAAGGUUCGUUCUGUUUGAUCCUUGA